Messenger RNA from Odontomachus brunneus, 2532 nucleotides. It is a transcript of the gene Cog4, whose product is annotated as conserved oligomeric Golgi complex subunit 4. NCBI's taxonomy places the organism in Eukaryota, Metazoa, Arthropoda, Insecta, Hymenoptera, Formicidae. The transcript is spliced from 10 exons. The record is from RefSeq and is a predicted model, not a curated record. The coding region runs from base 174 to 2396 and encodes 740 amino acids.
AACUGAGUCGUAUAUGGUGGCAAAAUGCAACGUGUAAUCCUUGUUUAUGCGAUAAAUGAGAAUAAACGGCAGUAUAAUAUAUAACGUGCGGAAAAAUGUUAAUGUGAUAUAUUCCAGUGCUGUAAAAUCAAAUCGUUGAAUCACUAAUUAAUGCAAAUAAUAUUGUUGAUAAUAUGGAUUUGCCAGUAAAUGAGGAAAAUGUACAAUACAUCUUAAAUAAACUGUCUGAAGAUGAGGUUUCUAUAAAGAAAAAUUUAGAUACAAUCCUUGCUCGAAGAUGUCACGUGGAAGCAAAGCUACAGAAUAUUGGCAAAGUGUUACCAAAUGUGAUAAUAAUACAUACAGAAGGGGAAAAGUUUCGUGAUAUGAUUGCUCGUACUAAUGAACUAGCAGAAAAUGUUAGUGCCAAAGUAAGGCAACUAGAUUUAGCAAGAAGCAGAGUAUGUGAAUGCCAAAGUAGAGUAAAUGAUAUAUUAGAUUUGCAAUUAUGUAGCAAAGGAGUGGCAACAGCACUACGCAAUGAGGAUUAUGAACAAGGUGCUGCUCAUGUCCAUCGUUACCUAUUAAUGGAUCAGCAAUUGCUGGAGAGAACAGCUGAAGAUGUAUCAGGAGAUCAUACUAGCAUCAGCAGUUCUCUGGUUACCUUGCAGCAAGCCGCAAUGGAAUUGAGAGCGGUUGUCACUCAUAAAUUUGAUGAGGCUGUGAAAUCUGAGGAUUUGGCAUCUGUUGAGAGAUUUUUCAAGAUAUUUCCAUUAUUGGGAAUGCACUUAGAAGGACUCAAGAAAUUUUGCAGUUACUUGUGUACCAAACUACAUGAGACUGCCCAGAAGAAUCUACAAAUGGCAUUGGAAAUUAAAAAUAAUGAUAAAAGAGUGGCUGUUAUUUUUGCUGACGUCAUGACUCUCUUAUUCGAAGGAAUUGCGCGCAUUAUAGAAGUACAUCAGCCGAUAAUUGAAACUUAUUAUGGCCCUGGUAGACUUCUAAUGACAAUCUCAAUUUUGCAAAAAGAGUGCGAUAGGCAAGUGAAGAAAAUUAUUACAGUGUUCAUGAAAAUGAGAUCUAUAUCUAAGAAUGUACAAGUGAUAAAUGAUUAUUUGCGUAAACCGAAUCCUGAGAAAAUCGAUCCUAAAGGACUCGAUCUGCUCCUAGGCGAAAUUACAAUAAUGCAUUCAAGAGCAAAACUUUACAUACGUUUCUUGAGAAGAAGAGUAAAGAACGACAUCGAAAUCAGUACAACUGACGAAACGCAACGCACGGAUUUGUUAAAUGAAUUCGAAACAACUGUGAACAAUUCCGAAUUGGCGCACGGGAUGCAGGAGUUGCUCGGCACUUAUCUCGCGUUAGAAAGAUACUUCCUCGAGGAAAGUGUAAAUAAGGCGCUGGGAAUGGACACGUUGGAUCCUGACCAGCAAACUUCAAGCAUGGUUGACGAUGUGUUUUUCAUAGUGCAGAAGUGCGUGCGACGUGCCAUGUCUAGUUGGAGCAUAGACGGCGUUUGCGCCGUCGUCAAUAUGGCUUGCGGCAUUCUGGAAAGUGAGUUUGCGAAUUGGUUGAGAAACAGAUUACGCCAGGGUUAUCCGGCAGGCUACUUGGACCUGGCACAGGCAUAUAGCGCUCUUCAGACAAGCAUACAGCACGGCCGUUUGCAAACAUCGGAUACUGAAUACGCUCGUCUUAUGUUCUUGGCGUACUUAAAUAACACUGAUGUGAGUACAGAGUACGUCGAGACACUGUACAAGAGCCUCAAUGCGGAAAUAGAUGCGACAUUUCCUAAUAUGCAGAAUAAGGAUAGGGGUAAAAUCGACAGUUGCUUAUCCAGCCUGAAAGAAGUCAUACUGGUCCUACGAGGUGUUAUCGAUUACGGCUUGGAGCAACUACGCGUCAGCGCCGUUAAACCCAGAGUCACACCGUGGGUCGACGCGUUUCUCUCAAUUGACCAUCAUAUCAAUGAGGACGAAUUGCUGAGAUACGAAACAGAUGAGCCGUUCGUGCAAACGUUAGUCAUGAAUCUGGAGGGUCUGCUUCAAGGAUUCAAGGGUAGCCUCACUACUUCCAAUUAUGACGCGCUCAUCGGCCUAUUGACUGCGGAAGUUACAGCUCGCUUGGAAAAAGUGGUUUUAAAGUCGACCUUUAAUCGAGCAGGAGGUCUGAUAUUGGACAAGGAAAUAAGAUCGUUAGCCAGCUAUUUGGCCGCUGCUACGUCGUGGUCAGUGAGGGAUAAGUUUGCACGUUUAACGCAGAUCGCUACUAUUCUGAGCAUUGAGAAAGUGGAGGAACUCGCAGACUACUGUGGCGCAGACGCGAUAGCAUGGCGACUAACACCGUCGGAAGUUCGACGUAUCGCUUCCUUGAGAAUAGAUUUUAGACCGGAAGAUAUCAAGAGACUGAAGCUAUAAUUAUCUCGUCUCCUCACGAGGUCGAAUAUUAUCAAUCUUGAUGCAAUUAAGUGAAAUCUUUGUAUACUGCAUUUUACUUGUGUAUGUACAUAAAAAAUUAAGCGUAUAAUAAAUUAUUUGUUAAGAUACCGAUGAA